Molecule: messenger RNA, 619 nt
Organism: Chelonoidis abingdonii (Abingdon island giant tortoise)
Lineage: Eukaryota; Metazoa; Chordata; Testudines; Testudinidae
Gene: OPA3
Product: outer mitochondrial membrane lipid metabolism regulator OPA3
Biological process (GO): regulation of lipid metabolic process
Cellular component (GO): mitochondrion
Source: RefSeq, a predicted model, not a curated record
ACGGCAGAGCUGGGGGGAGCCCAGGGCUGGGCUGGCAGCGCCCCCUCAUGCCCCUCCCCCCUGCAGUGUACCACUGGGUGGAGAUGCGAACCAAGAUGCGGAUCAUGGGCUUCCAUGGCGCCACCAUCAAGCCCCUGAAUGAGGAGGCGGCGGCGGAGCUGGGCGCGGAGCUGCUGGGCGAAGCCAUCGUCUUCGGCGUGGGCGGCCUGUGCAUCUUCCUGGAGUACACGCGCCAGGCCUCCAACACCAGGAGGAAGGAGGAGGAGCAGAGCAGCACCCUGCUGGGCCUGCAGGAGCAGGUGGCCGAGCUGGGCCUGGCCGUGGAGACCCUGGACGCGCAGCUGCGCGAGGUGAACCGCCUGCUGCUGGACCUCUCCACCAGUGCCAAGAAAUAGGGCCCCCCCAAGGCGGGUUGCCAAGGAGGAGCCUGGCGCGCCUGGACCCUGCCCCCCGGUGCUGGGGUGAGGAGCUGGCUGGGGCCGGGCGGAGCCUGCACUGGGCCAAGCGACUGAGACACGCCCCCGUGUGGGCUCGGAGGUCCAGGCUCACGACCCCCCUCGGCUCCGGCGGAGUUUUCUACAGUGUAAAUAUUCAUCCAUUAAAACUCACCUGCUGCUGA